This is a messenger RNA of Mycotypha africana, 1601 nucleotides long. RefSeq names its product Dor1-like family-domain-containing protein. The record is from RefSeq and is a predicted model, not a curated record. Gene Ontology annotation, biological process: intra-Golgi vesicle-mediated transport. The transcript has 4 exons. The coding region runs from base 447 to 1469 and encodes 340 amino acids. NCBI's taxonomy places the organism in Eukaryota, Fungi, Mucoromycota, Mucoromycetes, Mucorales, Mycotyphaceae. Gene Ontology annotation, cellular component: COG complex.
UUUUUUUUGAACAUAAUAACCAAGAAGAAUUGUACCGGCUAUUAGCUGAAAAAUGGAAUGAGGAUUCUGAAAACGUUAAUUUAACGGAUCCCAAAGCAACACGAGAAUAUCUAGCAAACCUCACAUCAAAGUCACUGUCCGAAUUGCUUCGAGAGCCAACAAGACUGCGAGAAGAACAAGCUAAAGUGAAACGUGAAGGACAACAACUUGCCUACAAAGAAUACCCUGCUUUUCUCCACGCUCACACUUGUCGUCAUCAGCUGAAAGAAACCCUUAGUGGUUUAGAUGAUCAUUUGAACGACUUUCUAUCUACGGCAAAUCAACUGCAGGAAGCAUGUAAAGUGUUUACUGAUGAUGCACAGCAAAUUAAAGAUGAACGUGAGAAAAUAUCUAGAGUUUUGGAAGACCAUAACGUGUUGACAGAUUUGUUCGAAAUUCCUCAACUGAUGGAUACUUGUGUUUGGAAUGGCUACUAUUCGGAAGCCAUGGAUUUAGCGUCACAAAUGCGAUUGUUAUACGUACGCUAUCCCUUGCCAAUCAUUAAGAGCAUUCAAGAUCAAGUACAGACAUCCAGUGACCUUAUGCUGAUACAGCUUAUCUCACACCUACGGAAACCGAUUCGUUUGGCAGCUGCUAUGAAUGUCAUUGGGUUCCUACGUCGUAUGGAUAUUUUCAAAUCCGAAAAUGAAAUCCGAAUGAUUUUUUUAAGGUGUCGAGAUGACUAUCUGCUACAGAAGUUAGCAAGAAUAAGAAGAGAUAUUUCAGAUGAUCCACGUCAAAGAAGCACAGAAACAUUUGAAUACCUCAAAAGAUUCAUAGAUGUAAUGAGAGAACAGAUGUUUGAGAUAGGAACGCAGUAUGUCUCUAUUUUUCCGAACGAACAAGGAACGUUACUAUCGGAUUACAUGAUACACAUAGUGGAGCAUAUCAAACACAUCCUUAAAACGCAUUUACAUAUGAUUGAGGAUACAUCUGCUUUAAAUUCUCUUUUGACACAACUUCAGUAUUGUGGCAUGUCUCUUGGUCGUAUUGGCUUGGAUUUCCGACAUAUAUUCGUAGAUUCUUUUGAGGAGGUUAUUCAGCCAAUAAUUAUAAACUUCAUCAAUGCAUCCACCGAUGAAUUUAUUUCCAAAAUCACAAAAGCAACAGAGGAAUUAUCCGUUCCAAACUCUUGGAUGUGUUCCAGAACGAUUACAGCAUCAGCGGGUUCAGUACAAGAACAGGUACAACCCUCGAAUGAAAAAACCCAGGAUGAAGAGGAGGUCAACGAAGAAGGCCAAGGAGAGGGAGGUGCAGAGGCAUCAACCAUGAAGAAACAGACUUUCCAGCCGCCCAUGCUUCUUGUCAACUAUCCGCCAUUGGCCAUCUUUACGAACAAUAUUUUAUCAGCUUUCAAUGCAUUGCGGCUUUUACCAGCUAUCAGUUUAUACGAGCCAAUACAAUGUCAUUUGGAAGAAUGCUUAUCUUAGAUCAUGUUUGACUGAUGGCAUUUAUAAAGAAUAUACUUCUACAUCAGACAAUAUUAUUAGAGGCGUGUGAUGUAAUUUCUCUUGGAAAGAUUCUGCGCCAUUUUUAUUAUUGCUCUUCAAUUGUUAGAAGAC